Messenger RNA from Closterium sp. Naga37s-1, 6964 nucleotides. NCBI's taxonomy places the organism in Eukaryota, Viridiplantae, Streptophyta, Zygnematophyceae, Desmidiales, Closteriaceae. The record is from the annotation of a GenBank genome assembly.
GACCAGCCUCCUGACGUCAAUCCCAACGGACCUCUUCUGGCGCUCCCGUACACUCUGUACCCGUUAUAAGCCUGGAACGCUGGCGCUGGUGAGAGUGCAGCAGGUGCGGGUGGUGGUGGAGGAGGAGUCUUUGGACGCGCUGCUGCUGCUGGUGGGGCUGCUGGGACUGGCUGGGCCGUAUACAGUCCGCCACUCACCCAUCCUCGCCAACCGAUGCAUGGUGACCAACAACACGACUCUCCACCUCGCCUGUUCCUUCUUCAACCACGCCUCUGAUAGCUCUCCUGCUGCUGCUGGGAGUUCGCUUGCUGAUGUUGGCCCCUCGGCGGUGACAACCAAGCAGGGAGUGAAAGAACCAGCGGCAGAAGCAUGGGGAAGCGGAGGAGGAGGGCGCACAUCUGAGGCAUUUUCCCUUCGUCCCCCUCUCCCUCUUCCUUUUUCCUGUUUCCUCGUUCCUUUGACACUCCUCGUUCCUUUGACACUCCUCGUUCCUUUGACCCUCCUCGUUCCUUUGACACUCCUCGUUCCUUUGACACUCCUCGUUCCUUUGACACUCCUCGUUCCUUUGACACUCCUCGUUCCUUUGACACUCCUCGUUCCUUUGACACUCCUCGUUCCUUUGACACUCCUCGUUCCUUUGACACUCCUCGUUCCUUUGACACUCCUCGUUGCUUUGACACUCCUCGUUCCUUUGACACUCCUCGUUCCUUUGACACUCCUCGUUCCUUUGACACUCCUCGUUCCUUUGACACUCCUCGUUCCUUUGCCACUCCUCGUUCCUUUGCCACUCCUCGUUCCUUUGACACUCCUCGUUGCUUUGACACUCCUCGUUCCUUUGACACUCCUCGUUCCUUUGACACUCCUCGUUCCUUUGACACUCCUCGUUCCUUUGACACUCCUCGUUCCUUUGCCACUCCUCGUUCCUUUGCCACUCCUCGUUCCGCUCUGUGCCACUCCUCGUUCCUUUGACACUCCUCGUUCCGCUCUGUGCCAUUCCUCGUUCCGCUCUGUUCCACUCCUCGUUCCGCUCUGUGCCAUUCGUUCCGCUCUGUGCCACCUCGUUCCGCUCUGUGCCAUUCGAUCCGCUCUGUGCCACCUCGUUCCGCUUUGUGCCAUUCGUUCCGCUCUGUGCCACUUCUUUCCGCUCUGUGCCAUUCGUUCCGCUCUGUGCCACUCCUCGUUCCGCUCUGUGCCAUUCGUUCCGCUCUGUGCCACUUCUUUCCGCUCUGUGCCAUCGUUCCGCUCUGUGCCACUCCUCGUUCCGCUCUGUGCCACUCCUCGUUCCUUUGACACUCCUCUCUGCCACCUCGUUCCGCUCUGUGCCAUUCCUCGUUCCGCUCUGUGCCAUUCCCCCUGCAGGCACUUCUUGUCCCGCAGGAACCUCUCCAACGCCCGCCAGUCAUCUCUUGCUUUCCUCCGCCUCUUGCCACCACCACUUCCAAUCACGCAGCACCGCACUGAACAGCACCAAAUAGAGCACCACCGAUCAGAGCGGGAGCAAGCAGAGCAGCAACGGAAGCAGCAGAAAAAGGGGAAGCAGCAGGAAGGACAGUGGCAGAAGGGGAAGCAGGAGGUGGGGAAGCAGCACGGACAGCAGGAGGCAGCAGCAGCAGCAGCAGCAGCAGCAGUAGAGCAGAGCUGGGUGCUGCCACUUUCCAUCUCCAUCGCCACAGAGGGCUCUCUGGCUGUCCGCACACGCCUGCUCCAAGGCUCCCAGCAAUCUGGUCCCUCCCUGCCGGGGCCAAUGGUGGUGCUGCGCGUGUCCAAGAGAACACCAGAGGGCGUACGCCUCUCCAUCUCCCCGUUUCUCUCUGUUCGCAACAACACUGGCUGCCCCUUGCAAGUCUGCCUGCGCCGCCGCCCUGCUCUCUCCGCACGAGCAGCAGCCAGUGGUGCUUCUGCUGCUGGUGCUCCUGGUGCUGCUAUUGGUGCUUGUGGAGGGGAAGCGGGGGUAGGAGCGGUGGGGCAGGCAGGAGCGGCAUUUGCCGAGCAGAAUGAGUUGGGGUCGUUGCAGCUAGGAGGGCCAGAGAAGGUGGUGCCAGGAGGCACAGCAGGGGAGCAGCAGGGACGGUCAGCAGGGGAGGGGCAAUGGGGGCCAGCAGCAGCAGAACGAGGAGGGGAAGGGGGGGAGCAGCAGGGGGGUCUAGAGGUGGUGGAGCAGUUGCAGCAGGGGCAGGCUCUGGACGAUGCGGCACUCUGCUUCCGCUUCGCUGCCUGUGCAGGCGAGCAGCGCCGCCUUGUCAACGACCUUGCAGCCGGCAAUUACCUGUUGUCGUUCCGGCCAUUCGCUGCCACAACCGUGUCAGUCUCACCCGGCCACGGGUCGUCGUUGUCUCCCAGAAGCACUGCCGUCUCGCCUGGGACUGGCGACCAGCAGCAGCAGGAGACUCAGCUGGAGCAACAGCAGCAGCAGCAGGAGUGGGAGCAAGAGCAAGAGCAAGAGCAAGAGCAGCUGUGCUUUGAUUGGUCGGAGGAGAUCUCGGGAUCUCAGGCAGUAAGAGACAAGAGCUGGCUGGACGGCAUACAGCGGCAGAUGAAGACAAAAAUGGGCCGCAUGCUGCAGAUCAGCCAGAUGCUGCAUCUGAGCGGUGCCCUCAAUUCGUCCUUUUCCACCCUCACUUGCCACCCAAAAGGCCCCUCUGGAGGGUCUAGAAAUCCCGAACCUGAACAACAGGCUCGGGAGAGUGCUGGACUAGCUGGGCCAGGAGAUGGCACAGGUUGUGCAGUCAGGGGCGAGAUUCGGCAUUUUCUGGUGAAGGUGGGAACUGAGGAGGUUCAUCUGGGGGCAUUGAAAGACGGUCAAGUGGUGAGUGACUUGCGAGGGGGAGGGAGGAGAGGGGAGGUGGGCGGGAGUGAGAGGGAGGGGGGAGAGGGGAGGGGGGUGGCAUGGGUGCGGCCAAUGCAGGUAGAGGUGCUGCCCACUGCUCGAGUGCGCUGCUGGCUUCCCUUUGACAUAGUGGUGGGUAUCUCACCAACAAAGAGGGAAGCCAGUGCUGCUUCAGCGGUUAUUGUUGCUACUGCUGCUACUGAUGGUGGUGGUGCUGUCGCUGCUGCCACUGCCAGUGCUGCUGUGCCUGCAGGUCAUGCAUCCGUUCUUCACAUCCCUGCCGCCUCUUCUGGCUGGCUCUCUCUCUUUGCUGACCCCUCCUGGUGCUACCUCACUCUCCUCCACACCUCCUAUCCAUUAUCUGUGAAACCACCUAAAGAAUCUGGCAGCAGCAGCAUCAGCAGCAGCACGGAAUUCGGCAGCAUCGGUGUGACUGCAGCAAGUGACACGUGGAACAGCGCCCCUGCCCACGUGCCCUGUGCUGGUAACCUGCUGGCGCUGCUGGCCCGUGACGUGCUGCCACCUGUCAAGGGCGCAGUGGCUCUUGCCCACCUGGGAGGGUUGCCGUCUGCUGGUGGGAACGAGGUCCAGGUGAAACUGCAUCAGGUGAAUUUCCAGGAGGGGCAGCAGCAGCAGCAGCAGCUGGUGGGCCCGCCUCAGGUGAAUCCUCAGGAGCAGCAGCAGCAGCAGCAGCAGCAGCAGCAGAGGCAGCGGCAGCAGCAGGGUGGUGUGUCAAUGAGGGGGAGUGCGUGUGAGAUGGCAGUGCAGUUGCGAACCCGAUACAGCGAUAAGGAUGCUGUGCCUGAGUUUGAGAUCUUUCCCGCAUGGACCAUCCACAAUGCCACUAACACGCCGCUGCUCUGCUCUGUGGCGGGAAACCCAGUGGAAUCAUCUUGGGUGCCAGAUGGCAGGGGGAGGAGAGGGAGCCGAGCACAGCAGCAAUCACAGACAUCUUCACCGCACUCCACCGCGUCUCUACUUCUGAACCCCAGCGCCGCCAAGCCGUGGCUUGCUGUUGGCACGUCAGUCUGCAUCUCCAUCGCACAGGCACAGGAGGGCACAAGUCAACUGGGAGUGGAGAGAGGUAACAACCGGGAGAGAGACAACAAGGGAAGCAGCAGUGUUGCAGGAAGAGGAGCCACCAUUGAUCUCUCUUCCAUCUGCCGCACCACAGAAAUCCAGCUUGUGCAGUAUGUAGCCGUUAUAAGGGACAGGGAGGCUACUGUAAGAGAACGGAGGAUGUCUAUAAGGGGUACAGGAAAAAGAGCUCAGGAGCAGCAGAGGGGAAGGGAGAGGCGGCGGCUAGAGACGGUGAUGGAAGGUGGGGAGGAAGGAGAGGAAGGGGAGGAAAGGGAGGAAGGGAAGGAAGGGGAAGGAAGAGAAGAAGGGGAAGAAGGGGAUGUGGAGGGGGGUGUCAUUGCUGGUAAUGCUGAGUCAGCAUGUGAUUGGUCGCUGCGUUGCUUCCAGUUUGCCGUCCGCUUGCGCCUGGCAGCGAGUGGCAGUCCCUCCCGUGUGGCGGAGAUCUGCCCACGAUACGUUGUUCGCAACCACUUCCCCGUGCCGCUGCUCGUGUGCCAGGAAGGGCUAGAGCUUUGGACCACCAUCCAACCAGGCGAAUCUGCACCCAUCCACGCCCAAUCACCCUCGCACAUCUGGUCUUCCCAUUCCUCCCUCGCCCUCUCCUCCUCCUCCUCCUCCUCCUCCUCCUCCUCCUCCUCCUCCUCCUCCUCCUCCUCCUCCUCCUCCUCCUCCCCCUACUCUCCUCCUGCUUCCUCCUCUCACGAUUCUGUGCUGGAAGAGGGCGGCAUCAUUCGUCCUUUCCUGCGUUUCCGCCCACUGGAUUCUUCCGAUCCAUUCUCGCCUGCUCCAUCCCCUCGAGGCCAAUCACAGCCUGCCACAUGGCAUUGGUCCGGGCCGUUCGGAGCGGCAUCUCUUGGCUCGUUCUGCCUCAAGAUGCGCUCUCACAGCAACAGCAGCAACAAUGGGGGUGCUGGUUACCCACUAGGAGGAACCAUCCAGGAAACUCCCCCAUCCCCGUCCCCAUCAUCCCCAUCAUCAAAAUCACCAGCAGCAUCACCGUCAGCAGCAGCAGCAGACCUCCGGCACCAGCUGUCAAUGUCGGUUGUAGCGGCAGGUGGCGUGCGCGUGCUACAGCCGGUGCUCUUCGCCGUUGCUGAUGUGGCAGAGGGAGGAGGAGGCGGGGGAGUAACCACGGGAGGCUCAGCAGAAGGAGCACCUGAUUUGAGGUUGAACACGUCAGCAGGGAAAGCAGGGGGGCCGGAAGGAAUGGGAAUGGGGCGUGGCGAUGGAACAUCAGGUGCUGAUGCAGCAGGGAAGAAAGAACCCUCGGGGAUAUCACCGUCAGCAGCACCGGGAGCAGCGUUAGCAGGGGCAGCGGUGGGCGGCACGUGGGUGGCGGAGAUUCGUCCAGUGGACGGCAUGAGGGAGGCGCCAUACCGCAUUGAGAACACUCUGUUGGGAUUGGCCGUCUCUGUAGCACAGAAGGGUUCAGAGGGAUGGGAGGUGGUGGAAGCAGGCGAAUCCGUUCCCUUUACCUGGGAAGACUGGCGCUUAACCAAGAGGCUGCUGCUCACUGCGCCAGGCUGCUCGCCCCAGCAGGAGUCCAGUAGCUUCUCCGAGUUGAGUGCAAAGGAGGAGGCAGCAGCACCAACAGGGAAGGGUAGAGAGAGGAGAGAGGGGAAAGAGCCGGAGGGAGAGGAAGGGAGAGGGGAGGAGGAAGAGGAAGAGGAGAGGGAGGAGGAGAGAGAGGAGGAGAUGGAUCGCCGGGUGUUGCUGCACGGGCGGGCGGACGGCCUGUGGGCGUCCUUGUCUCUUUCUCAAAGAGACCUGGCUCUUGAGGCUGUGCUGUGUAAUGCCGGUAUCGACUCUCGUUCCCCAUCCCUCAAGCCCCCACCGCUCCCCUUCUCUCUCAGCCACUCCUCCUCCAGCACCACCGCACAGCACCCCAUCCUCUCCUCAGCCGUGGUUCUUCGCUCCCUCAACCCGUCUGCCACCAUGGGUGCUGGGGCUGCCAGUGGCACCAUGAUAGGACGCACCUUGAGGGACUGGCGGGUGGGGAGGGAGGGCGUGGGAGGGGUGGGAGGAGGGAGAGGAUUAGGAGGAGGCGGAGGAGGAGGAGGAGGGGAGGGGGUGCCGUUGUGUUCAAUGGCAGUGGUUGUGAAUCGGCUGGCUUCGCGGCCACAGCACAUUCGCUCCGCAUCCUUCCUGCUGCAGGCAGUGGAGGUGAACAUAGAUGAGAGCACGCUGCUGCGCCUCGUGCCCUUCUACCGAAGCAAGGACCCCAGCGUGCCCGUGCGCGACUGGAGCACCACACCCAUCUACAUCGAAUACCUCGAGAUUCACCCCAUCAAGGUGGUGGCGAGUUUCCUUCCCAGUGCACCGGGUGCCAUUGACUAUUCAUCAGCACAGGAGGCGCUGAGGGGGAUUCUGCACUCGGUGAUUCAAGUGCCAGCAGUGCAGCGAACACCCAUCCACCUGCACGGGCUGCUGCUGACGCAUGCUCUCACCUCGUCCAAGCAGAUGGUUGCCAAGCUCACAAGACACUACUCGUGGUACGCCUUGAGAGCAGUGUACAUAGCACGGGGCCUGCCCCUCCUCCCACAGCCCUUCACGGCUCUCUUUGAUGACUCUGCCUCGUCAGCGCUCGAUGCAUUCUUCGACCCCUCACAGGGGCACAUCGCCCUGGCCACCGCCACCACCAGAGGAAUAUUUGAUAUUCUCCGCAAGGUUGUGAGGAGACGUGAUGCCGGCGGUGGUGGCAGCGCGUUUGGUAUCUCACCCACGCUCUUCCUGGGGGAUGUGGAGUCUACAGUGCGGGAGGCAGGCACAGGAGUGGUGCACGCAAUGGUAUCAGAGCUCUCUGACUCCAUGAUGCGAGGGGUGGAGAGCGGUGGCCUGCCGGGCCUGGCCAAGGGUUUUCAACGAGCCAUCCUCCGCAUUGCCAUGGAACCAGACACCAUGCUCGCACCCCUGCUCCACCCCUUCGCACCCGGCUUCACUGCCGCUCUCUCUUCUUCCGCCUCCUCCUCAUCCACUCGCCGCCGCUUCCUCUCCACUACACGCAUCUGCAUGCGCACCAGCCUUGGGCUGCACGAGGUAAAGUGUAGGCUAGGCUAG